AAUAAAGUGAUAUUGUUAUUUUAUUAGCCACUAAUUGUCAUGCUAUCGCUAAUCUCUAGAUUCGUGCAAAACAAAAUGUAACGCGCGUACUAAAAAACAUUUUUAAUAAUAAGCAAUGCUUAUUAAGCAUUAGCCAUCCUUUUUCAAUCUACAAAUUGAAACAUAAAUAACGAGAAAAACGCAGCAGGAUAUUACAGCAAGACUGCUACUGUAACUCAGGUGUAACAUAAAAAGUCGCAUGCGGAUUUAAAAUAAGGUUCGCCUUUGAAAUUAGAGCACUUCUUGGAGUACGUGGGUGCUUGUGUUCAUAUUAAAUAAUACCAAUAAUGUUAAGGGCUUAAAAAUUAGCUUAUACAAGUAGCUAUCCGAUGUGCAAAUAAUGAGCAAAGGCAUCAACAAAAGCAAUAAAUAUCGACUUAAGUAGCGAGAAUAACUCAAGAACGCGUACUUCCAAUUGGCAUCUCUAAAAUCUGUUGGACAGUUAAUAAACUCAGCUUGGUCAUGUUUUCCGAAGACAAUGAUGAACUGGACACUAUUGCAGAUGUCAUGGGGCUGCGAUCACAGGCUCGCCUUAACACUUUUCGCGAAAUGUGGUAUCAUGUCUUCCUCUGGGCACUCUUCUCCUCCAUUUUCAUACAUCUGUGUGCGGCUUUGGUAGCCUUUGUGACGCUGCGUAAACAUAAAUUUGGUCGAUUUUUCUCAAUACUGAUAUUGGUCAUGGGCUUUCUAUCGCCGGCCUCCAGCGGGAUCUUCAGUAGUGCAGUUAUCGCGUUUGUGCACCGGGCUUCUAGCCUCCCAAUGUCGCCAGUUUAUGCCAUGAUCUGGGGUCUGGGCCAGACCAUAGUAUCAGCUUGUCUGGGCUUCACACGUAUCCUGGCUACUCUAUAAAUUGUGCUGAGCCUGAGAACAGUAAGGAUUUUGUUCAUUGUAAAUCAACUUUCAUUUCUUAGCAUAUGUUAACAAACAUUUAUAAUCAAUCGACUUUAAUAAUUUAGAUUUUAUGUGUUAUCAGUCACUCUUCUCAUUAAUUUCCUUACAUAUAGU
Scaptodrosophila lebanonensis is the source of this 1044-nucleotide messenger RNA. Its product is annotated as transmembrane protein 170A. Bases 502 to 888 code for a protein of 128 amino acids. The transcript has 2 exons. NCBI's taxonomy places the organism in Eukaryota, Metazoa, Arthropoda, Insecta, Diptera, Drosophilidae. The record is from RefSeq and is a predicted model, not a curated record.